GAAAACCGGGUCGGUAUAUUGGUUGAAGAAUUGCCACCUUCCCAUUAUUCCUCUUUGAGUCUCUCUAAAAUUGCCGCAGAAUGGCGAAAGAGGUUGAUCUUGAAAUGGCGGAACAAGCGGCGGAGAAGGAAGAGCAGCAGCCAGAUAUGCCGCCGGAAUCGUUCUGGUUGUCCAGAGACUCCGAAUUCGAUUGGUUUGAUCGCAACGCCAUUUAUGAGCGCAACGAGUCCACAAGGCCCAACUCCAAUUCGACUAACUUGAAUCCGAGUUUGCAUCCCAAUUCCAACUCCUCAUCGCACAGGUUUUCCAUAAACUUGAAGUCUAAAGCAUCGGUUAUCGGAUUGCCCAAGACCACUUAUGCCGAUACCCCGAACCGGAGGAAAUAUAAACCGGCCAACAUCCGGCUGUUCCCGAAGCGGUCCCAGUCGAUUGGAAAAUCGGAGCCUUCAUCGCCGAAAGUCUCGUGUAUGGGGAGAGUACGGUCCAAGAGAAACCGCCGUAAAUCGUCGAAUUCGGUCGAGAAAUCGAGAAGUGGUGGUGGACGGAAGGGAACCUGGGUCUGCGGGUGUUUCACUGCUAUAUUUCGGUCCGACCGGAAGUCGAAAGCGGUCAUUGAAACCGUUGAACCGCCACUGGUGGAAUCGCCGCCACCGCCGAGAAGGAGCGUGACGGUCAAAGUUGGUGAGAUUUCAGCGAGAGAUGAACCGGAGUCGGGUGCGUCGGUGGAAGAGCCGCCCGGUUUGGGAGGAAUGAAGCGGUUCGUAUCCGGUCAUCCUAAGGUGUGUGCUUGGGAUACGGAUGACAUGGACAAGUGAACCGAUGCUUGCGUGGCGAAAUUUGAUUGGGUGGCUGGUGGAGAUGGGCCCACUGGAAGAAGAAGUAUGGUAAAAGUCGUGUGGUGACGGGGGGCGGCCUGCUUUUUGUCAAGUGGAGUUGUUGGAAAAACAUGGUCACGUUGAAUCACAGUUUUCUCACAAAAGGUCAAAAAUAACGGAUUCACACCCUCUCUUUUAUUUUUUUUUAUCGAGCCUUUUUAACUGAUAAGUUUGUUGUAAAUACACAGUGAUUUACAAAUGAGUGGAUGUAAAUUUUUUCUUUUUUACUUUAUGCUAUUUUUUGUCAUUGAUUUUGUUAAUAAUAAUCACAUUUAAUUAUUA
This is a messenger RNA of Camellia sinensis, 1157 nucleotides long. Lineage: Eukaryota; Viridiplantae; Streptophyta; Magnoliopsida; Ericales; Theaceae. The record is from RefSeq and is a predicted model, not a curated record.